CGACAAGAUCCUGCAAUCAUCCUCCCGCACCACAGUCCACUCAAAAUGAGCACCCAGAUCUUCGCAGAGGACACCAUCGAGGAAAAGGGCGAAAAUGCCCGUCUCUCCGCCUUCGUCGGCGCCAUCGCCGUCGGCGACCUCGUCAAGAGCACCCUCGGCCCCAAGGGCAUGGACAAGAUCUUGCAAUCCGCCUCCACCGGCGAGAUCAUGGUGACCAACGAUGGAGCGACAAUCCUCAAGAGCAUCGCCCUCGACAACGCCGCCGCCAAAGUCCUCGUCAACAUCUCCAAAGUCCAAGAUGAUGAAGUGGGAGACGGCACGACCAGUGUGGCAGUCCUUGCGGCAGAGCUCCUACGAGAGGCAGAACAACUCGUCAACCAAAAAAUCCACCCCCAAACCAUCAUCGAAGGCUACAGAAUAGCGAGCGCGGCAGCAUUGAAAGCGUUGGAAGAGCAGGCAGUCGAUCACAGCAAAGACCCCGCGCGCUUCCGCAAAGACCUCGUCUCCAUCGCCCGCACCACCCUCAGCUCCAAAGUCCUCUCGCAAGACCGCGAUUACUUUGCCAACCUCGCCACCGACGCCGUCCUCCGCAUGAAAGGCUCCACCGACCUCACCCACAUUCAAAUCAUCAAAAAGGCGGGCGGCAAACUCUCCGACUCCUACCUCGACGAGGGCUUCAUCCUCGACAAGAAGUUUGGCGUGAACCAGCCGAAAAGGAUAGAAAACGCAAACAUCCUCGUCGCCAACACUAGCAUGGACACCGACAAGGUCAAGAUCUUCGGGGCAAGAGUCAAGGUGGAGAGCACGGGCAAGUUGGCGGAGCUGGAGAAUGCGGAGCGGGAGAAGAUGAAGAGCAAGGUGAAGCGGAUCAUGGCGCACGGCAUCAACUGUUUCGUCAAUCGCCAACUCAUCUACAACUGGCCGGAGCAGCUUUUCGCAGACGCAGGCAUUUCCUCCAUCGAGCAUGCCGACUUUGACGGCGUGGAGAGACUGGCUUUGGUUACCGGCGCGGAAAUCACCAGCACUUUCGACCACCCCGAACACGUCAAGCUGGGCCAUUGUGAUCUGAUCGAAGAAGUCAUCAUUGGCGAGGAUAGUCUCAUUCGCUUCUCCGGCGUGGCAGCAGGCCGGGCGUGUACAGUGGUGCUCCGCGGCGCAACAGAGCAACUCCUGGACGAGGCGGAGCGAAGUCUACACGACGCUCUUGCCGUGCUCUCCCAAACCGUACAAACACCAAAGACUACGCUCGGAGGAGGCUGCGCAGAGAUGGUCAUGGCAAAGGCGGUCGACCAAGCUGCGCAAAACGUCGCCGGCAAGAAGGCCUUUGCGGUUGCCAGCUUCUCCAAAGCACUUCAACAACUACCCACGAUCCUCGCCGACAACGCAGGACUCGACAGCUCCGAUCUGGUGGCGAGGUUACGUAAAGCCGUCUACGCCGGGAUGAGCAGUUCAGGGCUGGAUCUGAUGACUCCCGGGGGCGGGAUUGCAGACAUGCGCGAGAUGGGCGUCGUCGAGAGCUACAAGCUCAAACGUGCCGUCGUGUCGAGCGCGGGAGAGGCUGCGGAGCUAUUGUUGCGAGUGGACAACAUCAUCCGGGCGGCGCCACGAAAGAGGGAGCGGAUGUAAGAGGGGAUACGACGAAUAGAUACUACCGGUCAU
Neohortaea acidophila is the source of this 1659-nucleotide messenger RNA. RefSeq names its product t-complex protein 1 subunit beta. Gene Ontology annotation, biological process: protein folding. Gene Ontology annotation, cellular component: chaperonin-containing T-complex; cytosol. The record is from RefSeq and is a predicted model, not a curated record. Bases 46 to 1626 code for a protein of 526 amino acids. The transcript is spliced from 3 exons. Gene Ontology annotation, molecular function: ATP hydrolysis activity; ATP-dependent protein folding chaperone; ATP binding. Lineage: Eukaryota; Fungi; Ascomycota; Dothideomycetes; Mycosphaerellales; Teratosphaeriaceae.